CCUCCAGGAAUUCCGCCAGGGAUUCCUCCAGGAAUUCCGCCAGGGAUUCCUCCAGGGAUUCCUCCAGGGAUUCCUCCAGGGAUUCCGCCAGGGAUUCCUCCAGGGAUUCCGCCAGGGAUUCCUCCAGGGAUUCCGCCAGGGAUUCCUCCAGGGAUUCCGCCAGGGAUUCCUCCAGGGAUUCCGCCAGGGAUUCCUCCAGGGAUUCCGCCAGGGAUUCCUCCAGGGAUUCCGCCAGGGAUUCCUCCAGGGAUUCCGCCAGGGAUUCCUCCAGGGAUUCCGCCAGGGAUUCCUCCAGGGAUUCCGCCAGGGAUUCCUCCAGGGAUUCCGCCAGGGAUUCCUCCAGGGAUUCCGCCAGGGAUUCCUCCAGGGAUUCCGCCAGGGAUUCCUCCAGGGAUUCCGCCAGGGAUUCCUCCAGGGAUUCCACCAGGGAUUCCUCCAGGGAUUCCGCCAGGGAUUCCUCCAGGGAUUCCGCCAGGGAUUCCUCCAGGGAUUCCGCCAGGGAUUCCUCCAGGGAUUCCGCCAGGGAUUCCUCCAGGGAUUCCGCCAGGGAUUCCUCCAGGGAUUCCGCCAGGGAUUCCUCCAGGGAUUCCGCCAGGGAUUCCUCCAGGGAUUCCGCCAGGGAUUCCUCCAGGGAUUCCGCCAGGGAUUCCUCCAGGGAUUCCGCCAGGGAUUCCUCCAGGGAUUCCGCCAGGGAUUCCUCCAGGGAUUCCGCCAGGGAUUCCUCCAGGGAUUCCGCCAGGGAUUCCUCCAGGGAUUCCGCCAGGGAUUCCUCCAGGGAUUCCGCCAGGGAUUCCUCCAGGGAUUCCGCCAGGGAUUCCUCCAGGGAUUCCGCCAGGGAUUCCUCCAGGGAUUCCGCCAGGGAUUCCUCCAGGGAUUCCGCCAGGGAUUCCUCCAGGGAUUCCGCCAGGGAUUCCUCCAGGGAUUCCGCCAGGGAUUCCUCCAGGGAUUCCGCCAGGGAUUCCGCCAGGGAUUCCUCCAGGGAUUCCGCCAGGGAUUCCUUCAGGGAUUCCGCCAGGGAUUCCUCCAGGGAUUCCGCCAGGGAUUCCUCCAGGGAUUCCGCCAGGGAUUCCUCCAGGGAUUCCGCCAGGGAUUCCUCCAGGGAUUCCGCCAGGGAUUCCUCCAGGGAUUCCGCCAGGGAUUCCUCCAGGGAUUCCGCCAGGGAUUCCUCCAGGGAUUCCGCCAGGGAUUCCUCCAGGGAUUCCGCCAGGGAUUCCUCCAGGGAUUCCGCCAGGGAUUCCUCCAGGGAUUCCGCCAGGGAUUCCUCCAGGGAUUCCGCCAGGGAUUCCUCCAGGGAUUCCGCCAGGGAUUCCUCCAGGGAUUCCGCCAGGGAUUCCUCCAGGGAUUCCGCCAGGGAUUCCUCCAGGGAUUCCGCCAGGGAUUCCUCCAGGGAUUCCGCCAGGGAUUCCUCCAGGGAUUCCGCCAGGGAUUCCUCCAGGGAUUCCGCCAGGGAUUCCUCCAGGGAUUCCGCCAGGGAUUCCUCCAGGGAUUCCGCCAGGGAUUCCUCCAGGGAUUCCGCCAGGGAUUCCUCCAGGGAUUCCGCCAGGGAUUCCUCCAGGGAUUCCGCCAGGGAUUCCUCCAGGGAUUCCGCCAGGGAUUCCUCCAGGGAUUCCGCCAGGGAUUCCUCCAGGGAUUCCGCCAGGGAUUCCUCCAGGGAUUCCGCCAGGGAUUCCUCCAGGGAUUCCGCCAGGGAUUCCUCCAGGGAUUCCGCCAGGGAUUCCUCCAGGGAUU
Aedes albopictus (Asian tiger mosquito) is the source of this 1728-nucleotide messenger RNA. Its product is annotated as basic proline-rich protein-like. The record is from RefSeq and is a predicted model, not a curated record. The transcript has a single exon. The annotation marks the transcript as partial. NCBI's taxonomy places the organism in Eukaryota, Metazoa, Arthropoda, Insecta, Diptera, Culicidae.